AUGAGUAAUUAAUCUCCAGAACCAGAAAAUCAAUCAGAUGAAAUAUCUAGGCUCAAACUAAGUUUGAUGUUAAAGGAUAAUGAAAUAAGAGCACUGAAAUUAAAGGUUAAUCCAAGUGACGAGAUUGAAAGACUUCAGCAGGAGGCUGAAAAUAUGAAGGAGGCUUAUGAGUCUGAAAUCAAUCUACUGAAGGAAGAAAAUUAUGAAUAUUCAGAACUUUUGAAAGAAACUCAAGACUAAGCUGAAUAUCUUAAAUCAGUUGUAAUAGGUAAAGAUAAAGAGAUAGCUGAACUGAAAUCUUAAAAUGCUAAUGAUGAAAUUGUAAAAUCGAGAUCCAGAAACGGAGAAUUGUAACUGGCAUUAGCAGAAAAUGCUAAUUUAAAAAACGAAUUGUAAAUAUUGUAAACUAAAUUGGAUGAUGCGUAUCUUAGUAAAUAAGUUAUGGAUGAACAACUAUAAAGUUUAGGAUAAAUGUUGGAAAUAGAACAAAGAAAUACUUUAAAUUAAGCUAAUUAAAUUAGUACUUUAUAGAAGGAGGCUUAAUAUAUGAGAAAUUCUGUUAAUGAUAGAGAAAGAUUUAUAGUAGGAAAAGAAAAGAUUAUCAAAUUAAAAGAUGGAGAAAUUAAUAGAUAAUAAGAAAUUAUUAAUGAUACCCUUGCUAAAUUGGCAGAAAUGUAGCACGAUAACUAAGUUAUUGUUACAUAGAAUGACCAAUAUUAUAAACUACUUUAAGAGAAGUAAGCAGAAAUAGAUUCUCUAAAAGAUCAAUUAUAAUUCUUUGCUGAAGAUUUAUAAAGAGUAUAAAACUAUGAAGGCCAAUAUAAUGAUGCCCAAGCUAAGAUUAAACAAUUAGCUUCAUAUAUAUAAGAGUUAGAAAAACAACUGUAGGACUAAAUGAAUUAAUAUGAAAAAUAAAUUAAAGAAUUAUUAGAUAAUGCUAAAGCAACAGAGAACGAAAAAGAUCACAAUAUUGAUUAAUUAGAAAAUGACAAUUCUAAUAAAGCAAAUUAACUGGAAGCAUAGACUAAAUAAAUAUAAUAAUUACAAAAAGAGCUUAAAGAUGCUGAUAAUAAAAGAGAUAGAGAAGUAAAAGAUGUCUAAAGAAAAUUAGAUGCAGAACUUAAAAAGACUGCUACUUUGGAUAAGAAUAAUAAGACAUUAAAAGAUAAGACUGAUGAAUAAGCUAAAUAAAUUAAUGCUGCAAAUUAAGAGUUGGAUCAAUUAGAUGAGAAAAUUGCUGAUUUAGAAUAGAAAGUGAAAGAUUAAUAAAAUUAAAUAAAAGAUCUUGAAAAAGAAAUAAAAGAUUUGAAUAAAGAAAAAUAAAAUUUAAUUUAAGAUAAUAAUAAUUUGUAUUAAAAAUACAAUUAAGCUGAAGAAAAGGCUUUGAAAUAAUAAAAAGAUUUAGCUUAAGCAUAAAAAGAAUUAAAUGAUAAACAUAAUGAUGCUGAAUAAUUAAAUAAGGAUUUGGAUGAAUAUGAUCAAGAAAAUAAAGAAUUAUAAAAAGAAAUUGAUUAACUAAAUGAUUAAAUUAAUUAAUUAAAUAAAGAAGUUGCUUAAAAACAAAAAUAAAUAGAUUAAUAGGCUAAAGAUAUUUAAAAAUUAUAAGAAAAUUUAGAAAAAUCUAAAUUAGAUACUCAAAAUAAAUAAUAAGAAAAUAAAUAAUUGCAAUAAAAUAAUAAUGAUUUAAAUAAAUAAUUAAAUGAAUCAAAAAAAUAAACCUAAAAAUUAUAAGAUUAAAUUAACAAUGCUGAAUAAAAAUAGAGUAAGACUUAAGAUUAAUUGAAAAAUUAAUUAUAGGAAGCAUAAAAUGAAAUUAAAUAAUUAAAGGAUUAAUUGAAAGAACAAGAAAAAGAGAAGAAAAACCUAUAAAAUGAGAUUAAUAAUCUUAAUAAAGAGUGUGAUGAUUUAGAUGCAAAACUGUAAUAAAAAAUAAAAGAAUAACAAGAAAAUUUAGAAAUUAAAAGACUUAAUGAUGAAUUAAAUAAGGCAUAGUAAUCAUUAAAAUAAAAAGAAGAUUAAUUAACAAAAGUUUAGAAUGAAUUAAAUAAGUUAAAAGAGUAGAAAUAAAAAGAUCUUAAAGAAUAAAAAGAUAAAGAUUAAUAAAGAAAAGACUUAGAAAAAUAAGUAAAAGAUUUAGAUGCAGAAUGUGAUUAAUUAGAUUAAUAAAGAUAAGCAGCUGUUAAUGAGGCUGAAAAAUUAAAAUAAGAAUUAUAAAACUUAAAUGAUUUGAAAAAAUAAUUAAAAGAUACUUAAAACAAAUUAGCAUAAGCUGAAAAAUAGAUUGCUUAAUUAGAUCCUGAAGCAGUUAAAAAUAAAAUAUAAAAAGCUGAAUAAGAUGCUAAAAAUGCUAUUUAAGCAUAAAAUCAAGCAAAAAAGGAUUUGGAUAAAGCUAAUAGUCAACUAAAAUAGAAAGAGAAAGAAAACAAGGAUUUAGAUGAUGAAUGCAAUGCCCUUGAUGCUUAAGUAUAGAAUCUUAAAGAAUAAGCUAAAUAAUAAGAAGAUGAAAUUAAAGAAAAAUAAAAAUAAAUCGAUUAAUUAUAAAAGGAGAAUCAAUAAUUGAAGAAAGAUGAUAUAAAAGGAGAAAUUGACAAAUUAAGAAAGUUUAUUUAAGAAUAAAAACCAAUACUUGAUAAUUUAGAAAAAGAAUCUUCAUAAAGUGAUAAAAGAAGAUCAGAUUUAGAAAAAUAAAUAGCCAAAAAUCAAGAUGAAUUAAAUAAACUUAAAAAAAAGAAAGGAGGAAAUGGAGAUAAUGAUUAAUAAAUUUAAGAUUUAGUCUAAAAACUUGAUGAAUUAGAUAAUUAAUUAUAAUAAGAGGUAGACAAAUAUAUAGAAUCAAUUUCAAACAUUGAGAAAGUACUAACAGGUAUUUUAUAUUAUAAUAUUAGAUAUUACUGAAAAACUAUUAAAAUUGAAGCUGUAAAUUAAUGAAGUGCAAGAAGAAGAUGGAUAAUAAUUUAAUGAUGUGUUUUAAGUAUAAUUAAAAUAAAUAUUAAUUAGCUUGUAAAAAAUCUUUGUAAUGAUUACAAAUAAGGAUUAGCAACUCACAAUUAAGCUAUGGAAGAUCUUUUAAAGUAAAUUAAUAAGUAAUUUUGA
Messenger RNA from Paramecium pentaurelia, 3093 nucleotides. NCBI's taxonomy places the organism in Eukaryota, Ciliophora, Oligohymenophorea, Peniculida, Parameciidae. The record is from the annotation of a GenBank genome assembly.